CAGCCCCAGCUCUACCUGUUGACCCGCUCUGCGGCCUCGGCGUCGAGCCCCGAGCUCUAACGCUCGCGCCCUCCCUCCAGCCUGGCACGAUGGACGCGCUGCAUACCGCUGGAAUCCACUUCGCGGAGGUGCUGCAGUCGGGGCCGCCCUGGCUGGAGAAGUUCUGGCUCUCGGUGACCUCCCUGGCUGAUCCCAAAUGCAUCUUCACCGUCUGUUUCCCUCUCGCCUAUUUUCUCGACCGCAAGGUGGGGGUGUCGGUGCUGUGGAUUGGCCUGGUCUCCGAGUGGCUCAACGUGACCUUCAAAUGGUUCUUAUUUGGGGAGCGCCCGUUCUGGUGGGUCCAUGAGUCGAGGCUCUUCAAGGAGCAGCCGGUCCCAGUGCGCCAGUUCCCUGUCUCCUGCGAAACGGGACCAGGUGAGUUAUGGGCGAAAGCUUUGGCUCGUGUCUCCGGAGAAUCCUACAGAACGAGAGGGUCCCGACUCAGGGUGACCCACCGUCGGCACGCUGCCAACAGCACGCUGCCUCGCGCUGACAUGCUGCUCCCGCUGCAGAGGGACAGCUGGUGGCAUCGCAACUUAGCGGGACACAGCGAAGGAGACCGUGGAGCUGAAACCAUGCAGGGAAACAGGCUAGCACUGGACAAUUCUCCAUUUGCUUCAAAGGGCAUAGGAGGAUCCAGAGAAGCUUUAGGUCUGGCUGAUUUUAGAUCUGAGGUGUCUUCAGUGGUUACAUGCUCUGUUGCCAGCACUUAUUCCAGACACUCCAGGAGCGCGGUGGUGAAGCUGAUCCCCUUCGCUGCCUACACCCUCCUGCUGCUGGCCGUGGGGCUCUCGCGGGUCUUCGUCCUCGCUCACUUCCCCCAUCAGGUGGUUGGCGGCAUCCUGGCGG
This is a messenger RNA of Struthio camelus australis, 888 nucleotides long. NCBI's taxonomy places the organism in Eukaryota, Metazoa, Chordata, Aves, Struthioniformes, Struthionidae. The record is from RefSeq and is a predicted model, not a curated record.